Molecule: messenger RNA, 384 nt
Organism: Arabis nemorensis
Lineage: Eukaryota; Viridiplantae; Streptophyta; Magnoliopsida; Brassicales; Brassicaceae
Source: the annotation of a GenBank genome assembly
AUGGCAGUUUCGCCAUUAAUAAAAUUUUUCUGCCUCAUCAAUGCGAAAACCGCUAUGAUCCCUACAAAUGCUAGCCAAACUCUAAACUUAGAUUGGAUCCUCAAUAACAUCACUGCACAAUCAUAUAUAUACAUGCAUUUCGCCGAAAUCCAAAAUCUUGAAGCUAAUCAGAUCAGAGAAUUCAACAUUACUUACAAUGGUGGCUUACUUUGGUAUGACUUCUUUAGACCUUCAAAAUUAAGCACAACAAUAAUAUACAAUCCAAGAGCUGUGAGUUCUCCUGAUGGAAAAUUCAAUUUCACUUUCACCGUGACCGGUAAUUCAUCUCUUCCUCCUCUAAUCAAUGGCCUCGAGAUUUACAGUCUUGGAUUUUUUACAGCUUGA